CCGGUACCAGGCACCGAAGAGUUGGAGUUGGUUGUUAACUUUCCGCGAUAGCGCUGGCGUAUUUACCGCUCCUCAUGGCGCACGUUCGAGGGGGAAGUUGUAGAAGUACUUGCCCUACCGGUCGGUGCCUUUUACAUCGCAGUCCAGCAAAGGAAAAGGGCUUCAGUCUAGGUUUAGAGCUCGUUCGAUUACGAUGUCUUCGCGCAGUGGUCAUUCAAUGAAGCUGCUUUGGUAGUUUUGGUUUGGGGCUUUCAGAGAGGUGCACGUGCCACCAACACAUCGAGGGUGAAUAUUGUAUCCACACGCGAGAUGGGCGGAUUGUGGAUGAUGUAAACAUCAUAGCGUGGUGAUAAAGUGCUGACGUUUUAUAGUGUGUAUAAUAGUGGAAGGCAUCUGUUAAGAGUUGUUUUUCUGUCAUUUAGUAAAAAGAAGCAAGUGUUCUUUAAAUCAUCUGUGAAUCCAGCUUUUGGCAAGAUAACAGUGAAAAUAUGUUUGACUGAUCUGGUUUAGCUAUUAGUGGUGAGAUGCUUUAGUACCAGACAGUGCGGAAACAAAGGGGAACAGCUCAUCCAUAAAGAAUCUGUGAAUGAAACAGUGGCAGAUAGCAUUGUUCUGAAUAUAAAUCAUUAUCGACGUCGACUUAUAAUAACCAGGAGGAUAAUAUGUACACGUGUCAGUAAUAGAUCUGUUGUGUGCUGCAGCGAAAUUGUUUUGGUGAAGUUGUCCCAAACUCAACAGAUGCUGCUCUGGCUCAAACUAUCUCGCGUGAUCGUCUGGAGUUCAGGAAACGAAGUCAUACGAAAUGACAGAAAAGUCUGGUCUGAUCGAACGUCAAUAUCCGCAAAAUGGAACAGCCGUUCCGAAUCACAACUAUGGUGCAACUGAGGAAAUAACUACUAUCACACCGAUAAGUGAACCUACCGGUCCUGGAGGGCCCGGCGAAGGUUCAACCACAGUUGAUUCUCAGAUGGAGAAACGAUCGACGCUCAGAAUAGUGGAGAAAAUUGGCUUCGGUCUGGGUCACGUGUACAAUGACCUGUGCGCUGGGGUGUGGUUCAGUUACACUUUACUGUUUAUGCAAGGGGUCCUUGGAAUGCCAGCGCCCGAGGCAGGUGCGCUGGUCAUGCUUGGACAGGUGGGUGAUGCUGUGGCCACACCCAUUGUAGGAUUUGUGACCGACAAAUACGGUACCAAAAGACAGUGGCAUAUUGCAGGGACGUUCAUUGUGUUCUUAACUUUUCCGAUGAUAUUCUCGCUUUGUCCCUGGUGUGACGUUGCCCCACAUUGGUGGGAAAUAGUAUACUUCGUUAUUGUGAUACUGUUGUUCCAAUUUGGCUGGCCAAUCGUCCAAAUCACUCAUCUAGCCAUGAUACCGGAACUGUCACGAUCUCAGAAGGACCGAUCAGAUUUGACGGCUGUACGUUAUUCGGUCUCCAUCGUAUCGAACGUAGUGGUCUACAUUGUUACCUGGGCAGUACUGCGAACUCGUACAACUGCAGACAACCAGAUUGGGGCCGGUGAUGCCUAUCGGUUCCGUGAUAUCUCAUUGAUACUAACCCUGGUCGGUGUUUCCAUGUCCGUCCUUUUCAACUUCUCGCUCACCUUCACCGGGUACGAACAUCGCAGGCACACCUCUUUGCAGCAUAAUGUCAUCAAAGCCAGCAGCAAGCGGGAGCGAGAUUUGGAGACACAAAGCCUACUGCACUCUGAUAGUGUUACGCCAAAUGCUGAAAUUACCGGGCCUUCGGGUUCCGUCGCAAACAAUACUGUUGCAGCAACUGCCAAAGAUGAUGUCGUAUUGAGGAAACCGAAGAAAAAUUUCUUCAAAUCUCCGCUACUUUAUCAAAAUGCACUACUUUACGUUUUCUCGCGUCUCUUCAUGACAACCUCGCUGGUCUACAUGCCACUCUGGCUCGACGAACGCGCCUUUCAGCCGGAUCCGAUACAGAAUAACGCCAGUGUGGAACACCUGGCAACCGUUCCGUUGGUGUCCUUCCUGGCAUCUUUCAUUGCAUCGGUGGUGCUGAAAUUCGUCAACAAGUACGUGGGGAAUAGUUUCAUGUAUUUUUUCGGUUCGAGUAUUAGCCUUAGCGUGUGCACGUGGAUAGCAUUGUCAUCGGAUUCGGCCACAUUCAGCACCAUCGAGCUGCUAGCUAUCGCAUCGUUGUUCGGCGCUGGCAGCUCGAUCACGAUGAUCAGUAGUUUGUGCAUUACUGCCGAUAUGAUCGGGAAGCACGCCGACCAGGGAGGCUUCAUCUAUUCAGCCGUCACGUUCACCGAUAAGCUCAUUACUGGAGUUGUGGUGGUGGUCAUUGAAUCUAUGAAAUGUAAGAAUCGAAAUGAUUGCCCAGAUUACUAUCGAAGUGUUUUGGCGUACGCAUGUGGAACGGCUGCAGGACUCGGAUGCAUUACGUUGGCUACACUAGUUUGUACCAGCUCCCGGUCCAGGCGACGGCAGCAAACACGAUGACCUUGACUAACCCUUUGAAUACCUAUCAGCAUUAGCAAUAAAUCAGACCGUGAUAGAAAAAAAUCCUUAGAUAUAACAUAUUUGAAAUGUAUAUAGUGCACUUAUGGUUUUAAAAAUAUGUAGUCUAAUAGAGUAAAAUAUAUGUGAGAUAUCGUUUAUUAA
Molecule: messenger RNA, 2632 nt
Organism: Topomyia yanbarensis
Lineage: Eukaryota; Metazoa; Arthropoda; Insecta; Diptera; Culicidae
Product: major facilitator superfamily domain-containing protein 12-like
Exons: 6
Coding region: 803-2470 (555 amino acids)
Biological process (GO): carbohydrate transport
Cellular component (GO): membrane
Molecular function (GO): symporter activity
Source: RefSeq, a predicted model, not a curated record